Cheilinus undulatus (humphead wrasse) is the source of this 2193-nucleotide messenger RNA. RefSeq names its product E3 ubiquitin-protein ligase TRIM21-like. Gene Ontology annotation, molecular function: protein binding; zinc ion binding. Lineage: Eukaryota; Metazoa; Chordata; Actinopteri; Labriformes; Labridae. Bases 75 to 1712 code for a protein of 545 amino acids. The record is from RefSeq and is a predicted model, not a curated record. The transcript has 2 exons.
CUAAAGGAGAAACAGCCGUGUGCUUCAGCUGCUCUUCACAGACCUCAGGGAUUCAAAUAAAACUCCUAGCAGACAUGGCCUGUCACAGAAGUCUGAUGGUGGAGGACAACUUUCAGUGCUCCAUCUGUCUGGAUGUCUUCACUGAACCUGUAACCAUUCCCUGUGGUCACACCUUCUGUCGUGUGUGUAUCACAGACCACUGGGACACUAACAAACCUUUAUUCCACUGCCCACUGUGUAAAAAGGAGUACUUAAAGAUGCCGGAUCUCUGUGUCAGCACUGUCCUUGCUGGUAUGGCCGAGAAGGUGAAGAGGGAUGCUGAAGAGAGACGUGACAUCCCUGAGCAAACAGGAAGUGGACACAUGCUCUGUGGUAUGUGCACAGAGAAGAAGAAAAAGGCCACCAAGUCCUGCUUAACAUGCUUCAUGUCUUUUUGUGAUGCUCAUCUGGAGCCUCAUCGCAGAGUUUCAUCCUUAAAGAAACACAAGCUGAUCAGCCCGGUGGAAGACCUCGGGACCAGGCUCUGCAGGCAGCAUGAUGAGCCUUUGGAGCUGUUCUGCAAAGUGGAUUUGAUGUUUGUGUGCAGCGACUGCAUCAAGAGUGACCAUAAAAGCCAUAAAACAGUGAGCGUGGAGGAGGAAGCGGACAUGAGGAAGGCCCAGCUGGGAGUAGAAAAGAAAGGCAUGGAUCAGCUGAUCCAGACUCGUCAGCAGAAACUCCUAGAGGUCCAAGACUCAGUGAAGGUGAGUGGAAAUAAUGCAGCCAAGGCGCUGGCAUACAGCAAUCAUGUGAUGGCUGCUCUGGUGGACUACAUCAGGAGGAGCCAGAUGGAGCUGGGUGAGGUGAUUCAGACCAAGAAGACGAAGAUUGAAGAAGAGGGGAAAGGCUUCGUUAAAGAGCUGGAGGGAGAGAUGAUCCAAAUCCAGCAGAAAAAGUCAGACCUGGAUCAGGUCUGCGGCAUCAGUGACCCCUUUGAAUUCCUGGAGCGUUUCCUGUCUCUCACCAUCACUCCUCCACAGGUGAAGGACUGGUCUGAGGUGAGCAUAGACAGCAACCAGUUCGCCGUGCAGGGAACGCUGAUCCAUCUGGAGACCACAGUAGCCAGAGAGAUCCGGCUGCUCUGCGACCCCGACUUGAAGAAAAUGCAGCGACACGCCGUGGAUCUGACUCUGGAUCCCGACACGGCGAACCCUUUACUCGUCGUUUCUGAGGACGGGAAGGAAGUCAAGACCGGAGACCGGAAGAGAAACAUCCCAGACAAGCCAGAGAGGUUCGAUCACGUCCUCAACGUCCUCGUCAAGGAGGGCUUCAGCGCAGGAAAGUUCUACUAUGAGGUCCAGGUCCAGGGGAAAACCCAGUGGGAUCUAGGAGUGGCUAACCAGUCCAUCAACAGGAAGGGCGACAUUCGACUGAGCCCGAAGAGCGGAUACUGGACCAUCUGGCUGAGAAAAGGGAACGAGUUCACGGCCAACGCCGGCCCUGCCACCAACCUCACCGUGAGAGAGAUUCCUCAAAAGGUCGGGGUGUUCGUCGACUACGAGGACGGUCAAGUUUCCUUCUACGACGUCCACGCCAGGGCGCAAAUCUUCUCCUUCACUGGAUGUAUCUUCACCGAGAGACUCUUUCCGUACUUCGGCCCCGGUGGGAUCGACGGUGGCAAAAACUCAGCCCCCUUGAUCAUCACUCCUGUCUGCUGCAACAGUGGAGAUUAGGUUAGAGGAUACAGGGAGGGGAGACUGGAGGAGGGGUCAAACUCCAGGGUGUCAUCUAGUUUCUAUCAUCUAUCAGGGUCAGCGCUGAGUCAGACUGUAGACCUCACACAAACAAGCAGACACACAUAAAAGCUGACUAUGCAUUUUAAAACCUCAGACCGUUUCUAUCUGUAAACAAAGCAAUAACAAAAACAGGUCUGAUCUAUCAAUGUGUGAUGCUUGCAGUGUAUUAAUAUGGGAAUAAUCUAGGGACAACCUGCACUUUAAAGAAUAAACACUGUUUUAGGAGCUGAUUUCAUAGAAAUGUAUUUUUACUGACUGGAAUGACUGUUAGUAUUCAGUUCUUUCCCUGUGGCUCUCUAUAGUUUCUCCAGAAAUCUAUUCUGAGUUAAAGGGUUGUUAUUGGAUGAAUCAGUCAGACCUACAUGAUGUAGGAGUUUAGAAAUAUAAAUGCAGUGAAAGUGUUCAACCAGGGGAGAAA